Molecule: messenger RNA, 3087 nt
Organism: Leguminivora glycinivorella
Lineage: Eukaryota; Metazoa; Arthropoda; Insecta; Lepidoptera; Tortricidae
Exons: 18
Coding region: 1-3087 (1028 amino acids)
Source: RefSeq, a predicted model, not a curated record
AUGGCACCGAAAAAACAGGGGACGAAAAGAGAUGCAGCGAAAAAAGACGCCAAGAAAGAAGAUCCUGAGGAACAAAUGCGCAAAAAGUUCCGCGCUAAAUGCCAGUUUCGCGCCCUCGGACGACUCGUGUUGGAGAACCGCUACUGGCUCAUAGAGGGCGUUGAUGAGUACGAGGGUUUAGACGAUGUGAAGCGCCGUGUGGAGCAAGCCGUCAGGGGGAAGCACAAGAAGAAACAGUUGUUGAACAUAAACGACAAAGCAUUGCUGAACAAGCCUGCAGAAGAGCGAACGUUGCUAGAACAGCAAUAUCUGUACCGCAUUUUGGGUGGAUUGAAGUGCUUCAAGCGUUAUCCGAACCACGUGAAGAAAAAGCUAGCGGCAGCAACGUACUUCAAAUACUACGGGCCGAACCGCGUGAUCGUCCGCCAGCACCACGUCGCCCACGCGAUGUACUUCGUGGUGACUGGCGACGUGACCGUCAGCCAGCUCGUGUACGACGAGCUGCUGCAGCAGCACGUGUCUGUGGACGUGGGCACCAUGGCCGCCGGAGACAUGUUCGGGGAGGUGUCCCUGCUGCACAACAUACCGAGGACGGCCACUGUCACUACCAAUGGUCACUGUGAGUUGCUGGCGCUGAUGAAGGAAGAUUUCAAGAAUGUCCUCCAGGAGUCUGUACAGAAGCAGUGGGAGGAGGUUCGCCGUGCUAUGUCAGCGUUCACUUACUUUGAUGCUCUUGAUGAGGUAGCGCGACGCGAAGGCUGUAUAGUAGCCAAAAUGAAGUCAUACGGUCGAAACGAGACACUACUGGGAGAUGGAGUGGGAGUAGCGAAUUUCGUAUACUUCGUACUGUCCGGGCGCUGUCAGAUGAUUGAGUCGCUCCAGGUCAUCGUGACUCAGCACCUGGGUCGUAGUCACUACACUUUGUACGACCCUUAUGUACAUGAAGAGGAAAGUGAAAAGGAUUUAGAGGAAAAAUGGUUUGCCGCCUAUAAAAAUAGGAGAAGAAGUACUUAUGAUGACAGCUCAGAGUUUGAAGAAGCAGUGUCUCAGUAUAGACCAAAGAGGAAGAGUGCCAUCGAUAGCAAAUCAGAAAUGAUCGUUAAGAACAUCGUGAUGCUCACGCCUGUUGACUUCAUGUUGCUGCCCAAGGUGUGGUUGUUACAACGCAGCACUGCCAACAUCUGGACAAGGAUACAGCACUACCUGGAGAAGAAGGUAACUUACUUACUUACUACAGUCGUUAAGAGCAUCGUGGCGCUCACGCCUGUUGACUUCAUGUUGCUGCCCAAGGUGUGGUUGUUACAAUUACAACGCAGCACUGCCAACAUCUGGACAAGGAUACAACACUACCUGGAGAAGAAGGUGAUUCCAACGAAGAAAAAGCUGUUCAAAGAGUUUGUGACAGCGCGUCGCUGGCGAGACUUCCGCGACCAAGUGGUCUCAGAUGUGGUGGCUCGGUCCAACGCUGUCAACUUCACCUCUGUUCAUGACUUGGAUCCCGAGGAGCAGAUGCGUAGAAAGUUUCGCGCCAAAUGCCAGUUCAAAGCGCUCGGGCGACUCGUUCUAGCUAACCGCUACUGGCUCAUAGAGGGCGUUGAUGAGUACAAGGGCGUCGACGACGUGAAGCGGCGCGUGACGCAGGUCAUAAGAACCAAGCAGCUGAAGAAGCGGUUGUUGGAUAUACAGGACAAAGCUUUGCUGAAUAAGCCAGCGGAAGAACGAACCCACCAGGAGCAGCAAUACCUGUACCGGAAAUUAGGUGACUUGAAGUGUUUCAAACGAUAUCCCAAGAACGUAAGAAGAAAGCUGGCAGCAGCGACAUACUUCCGCUACUACGGGCCGAACCGCGUAAUAGUACGACAGUACCACGAAGCUCACGCCAUGUACUUCAUAGUGAAUGGCGACGUGACGCUCAGCCAGCUGUUCUACGACGACCUGCUGCAGCAGUACGUGUCCGUGGACAUGGACACGAUGACGGCCGGAGACAUGUUCGGGGACGUCUCGCUGCUGCACAACACGCCCAGGACUUCCACCGUCACCACUAACGGUCACUGCGAGUUGUUGGCUUUACUGAAAGAGGACUUCAAGCACGUGCUACAGGCGCUCGUGCAGAAGCAGUGGGAUGAGGUGAAGCGAGCCAUGUCUGCAUUCACCUACUUCGAUGGACUUGACGAGAUGACCAGACGCGAAGGUUGUAUAACAGCGAAGAUGAAGUCGUACGCCACGAACGAGACGUUGCUAGGCGACGGGGAGGGUGUGGCUAAUUUCGUAUACUUUAUACUAUCGGGGCGCUGCCAGAUGAUAGAAUCUCUACAGGUCAUAGUCAGGACGCACCUCGGACGCAACCAUUAUACGCUGCACGAUCCCUAUGUACCCCAACAAGAACAAGAACUGUCUUUAGAAAAAAAAUGGUUCGGAAACAAAGACCCCACACCCUCCACAACCAAAUCCGUAACUAUUACCGAAGAUGAUACGAGUACUUCGCAGCAAGAAACCAAACUCCACGGGGUUCUGAAGAAGAGGUCUCAGAGACGAGAGAGUGAUAGUAAGCUGGGGUGGAGUCAAACGGUCACGGAAGUUAUUGAUGAUGAUGAUGAUGAUGAACAGGCUACGUCGAAUAUGGUGUUGAAACCGCCUAGCGAGAUUUUGCAACGGACUUCUGUGAGGUUAAGUGACCCAAUCCCGAUACCGGAAGUCCAAAUCCCAGAGGCAAAGACUGCGCCACUUAAUUUGCGAACUUAUUUCAUGCAGGUAGUAAUCUUCAACCCUGGAUCCACGUUCGGUUUCGGAGAGAACAUGCGUGACCGACGAAUAGUGGCACUUACGCCUGUCGACUGCAUGCUUCUGCCCAAAGUCUGGUUGCUACAACGCAACACUGCCAAUAUCUGGACUCGCAUACAGCACUACCUUGAGAAGAAGAUCCCCACAAAGAAGCAACUGUUCAAAGAGUUCGUCUCAUCGCGCCGCUGGCAAGAGUACCGAGAUCAGGUGGUCUCAGAUGUGGUGGCUCGCUCCAACGCUGUCAACUUCACCACUGUUCAUGACGUGCCUUACUCGAUACGAAUGGAGGAAAUGCUCGAUAUUUAG